GGGCCGUAUUCAUAGUCGAGUCUCAAGGCGAUACUGAAGAUCGUCUUAGUCAAGAUUAUCUUAUUGAAUGAAGAUCACCUUAAAAUCGAUAUAAUUCAUAAACAUAUAUUAAGAUAAUCUUUGCGAAGAAGUUUUUGCCUAAGAAACUCUUAUUCUAUUUGAGAAUAUCUUCGCAAAGAUUUGCUUAAGAUGAUACUUAUUGAUCAUUCGGCUAUUUCCGUAUUAUUUCUUUUAGGCCAACCAAUAAAAAUGAUCCUUCCUUUGAGCUGAAGUGGUUAAAACAAGAGUGGUCUGUUCUUUUUAACUGUACUACUACACAGUGCAACAAGUUAAAGUGGACAUGUGAGAAAUGUGAUACAUUUGAUUAGAAGAAUUAACAAAUUUUUAUUUGCUAGUUGUCUCAUUGUAAGAUUUCAAUCUUUAAAAUUAAAAAAUUUGAAAAUGUCGAAGAAUAAACAUUAUACAACUGUGGAAAGAAAACUUUUCGUAGAGAUAUUAAAAGAUUUUAAGCACGUCAUUGAGGUUAAAAAAAGUGAUUCUUCAACACUUCAUGACAAAGAACUUGCAUGGGCUGAAAUUUGUAAGAGAUGUAACGAUUCUUCCAUGAUUAUGCAAGAACGUACAGUUCAACAGCUAAAGAAACUCUGGACAAAUAUUAAACAAACUCAAAGAGAAUUAUUAACUAAAGAAAAACAAGCUCGUCUAGCCACUGGUGGUGGCCCGCCACUACCAGAAAUAAACAUUGACCCUGAUGUUGCCAUAAUAACACCACAUCUUUUAAAAACAGCUCCUGUUCUAUUUACAUCUAAUAUGACAGAAAAUGAGAUAAAUGACUGCGUUCCAAUAAUCAUUGCCAAACAUUGCCAGCCUUCACAAACUAUAGAGAAAGGAGAACAUGUUUUGAACCUUUUAGUAAAUGAUGACAUCUCAUCAUUAUACGGGAGUAAUGUUGAUGAGCUGAAUGAUAAAGAAAUUAACAAAACACAAGAUAUAAUAAUGGAAGAGAUGAUUGACAAAGAGAACCAAGAUACUAAUCUUUGUAAUGAAGUUUUUGAGCUGAAAGAAGAAAAUAAAUUGGAUUUUGCCUGUACGCGACCAGUAAAAAUAGCAAAAGGAAAGAGAAAUAUAAAAGAAAAUUUUGUUAGCGAAGAAGAUACUGUAAAGAUAAAAAGAAUAAAGCAAAUCAUAGAACAAGAGAAAGAUAUAUCAGAUAUAAAAAAAUUUCAUGAGAAAAGAAUUGCUACAAUGAAAGAAAAUCUUCAAACAGAAUUAUUUACUUUACAAAUUCGAGAAGCUACUGCGAAAGCUGAGUUAGCCGAGUUACAAUUACAAAAGGAGAAAGAAAAUAUACGUUUUUAAAAGAAGUCUGUAAAAGGAAAUAUCGAAGUCCAUUUAACCAAAGAAAUAUUAUAAGAGAAAGUUAUGUAUUUUUAGCUGCAAGAAAUAAUAUUAAAGUAUUGAAUAAUAUAGAUUAACCGUAUUAUGUUAGUGUCCGAUAACUCACUGCACAGCCACGAUGUAUACAAAAUAUUUUUCAUUUU
Molecule: messenger RNA, 1541 nt
Organism: Harpegnathos saltator (Jerdon's jumping ant)
Lineage: Eukaryota; Metazoa; Arthropoda; Insecta; Hymenoptera; Formicidae
Exons: 6
Coding region: 442-1359 (305 amino acids)
Source: RefSeq, a predicted model, not a curated record